CGCCGCCGCCUUUCUCCGCACCCUCCCCCCUCUCCCGCUGCCCGGCGCCGCGGCGGCUCCCCGGUUUCUCGCGGGUCCGCCGGGGGGCCCAGGCCCGCACCCCAAGGCCCCUGGGAGCCACCCAAGGGGAAACGUCCGUUUCCCAUCGGAGGGCUGGUGAUGGCAGAUGCAGGGCCCCAGGCCUACGGUUGGAGCGCUCGGAAUAACCGAGAAACAACGAAAGUGUUUAAGAGCAUCACCACCAGAGGCAAAACCUUCAACCGAGGACUUAGGGGAUAAGAAGGAAGGAGAAUACAUUAAACUCAAAGUUAUUGGACAGGAUAGCAGUGAGAUACAUUUCAAAGUGAAAAUGACAACACAUCUCAAGAAACUCAAAGAGUCGUACUGUCAAAGACAGGGAGUUCCGAUGAAUUCACUCAGGUUUCUCUUUGAAGGUCAGAGAAUUGCUGAUAAUCAUACUCCAAAAGAACUUGGAAUGGAGGAAGAAGAUGUGAUUGAAGUUUAUCAGGAACAAACGGGGGGUCAUUCGAGGGUUUAGAUAAUUCUUUUUAUUUUUUUUCCUUUUCCCUCAAUCCUUUUUUAUUUUUGAAAAUAGUUCUUUUGUAAUGUGGUGUUCAAAAUGAAAAUUGAAUACUGGCACUCCAUCUCUUUAGAACAUCUGGUAAUCUGAAUUCUAGUGUUCAAUAUUCAUUAUUGGUUGUUUUUGUUGUGCUGAUUUUUGGUGAUCAGACCUCAGAUCCCUUAAUAUUGCCCUUCUUAUUUUAAAAGAAUUCAUGUGUGCACAGAGAGGCCACUCUUUUCAGGACUGUGCAUUUUCAGGUUUGUGAUGAUAAAAAGAACGACCAGUGGGAGCUUUCCUGUGACCUUCCAAUUGGCCCUGAAGUUCUAGCAUGCGGUUGCUUCACUCCUGGACUGUGAUUUUCAGUGGGAGAUGGAAGUCUUUCAGAGAACUGAACUGUGGGAAAAUGACCUUUCCUCGGCUUGAAGCUACUUUUAAAAUCUGAGGGUCCGGACCAAAAGAAGAAUAUCCCGUUUGUAGUCAAGAUAACAGAUACAGUGAGAGUAACAACCACCUCCAAAGAUGGCUUCACUGGAGAGAAAGAAAGCGUCCUAAGAGUAAGACAGGCGUCUGAAGAGCCCGAGAAAGCUGUCGUUUCCAUCAGCAGUUAGUGAUAAAGUUACUCCUGCAGAAGUGGAUGCAACAGACACUGCUCCUUUUGAUUCUGUUUGUACUUUUUGGCCUGGGACAUGGGUUUUCAAGGGACAUCGUCUGUACCAGCUUCAUUAAAAUAAACAAUAUUUGUAAAAACCGUA
Molecule: messenger RNA, 1314 nt
Organism: Peromyscus eremicus (cactus mouse)
Lineage: Eukaryota; Metazoa; Chordata; Mammalia; Rodentia; Cricetidae
Gene: Sumo1
Product: small ubiquitin like modifier 1
Exons: 6
Coding region: 167-538 (123 amino acids)
Biological process (GO): protein sumoylation
Cellular component (GO): PML body; nucleus
Molecular function (GO): protein tag activity; ubiquitin-like protein ligase binding
Source: RefSeq, a predicted model, not a curated record